Carassius auratus (goldfish) is the source of this 2134-nucleotide messenger RNA. It is a transcript of the gene terf2, whose product is annotated as telomeric repeat binding factor a. Gene Ontology annotation, cellular component: chromosome, telomeric region; shelterin complex; nucleus. Bases 71 to 2041 code for a protein of 656 amino acids. Gene Ontology annotation, biological process: protection from non-homologous end joining at telomere; telomeric loop formation; negative regulation of telomere maintenance via recombination. The transcript has 18 exons. Gene Ontology annotation, molecular function: double-stranded telomeric DNA binding; protein homodimerization activity; telomerase activity. NCBI's taxonomy places the organism in Eukaryota, Metazoa, Chordata, Actinopteri, Cypriniformes, Cyprinidae. The record is from RefSeq and is a predicted model, not a curated record.
AGAGGCGCCGCCCUCCGCCGCGCCCCGCCCUCCGCUGCAGUGUGAGCGCGGGAAGCGCGUGUGUUUGGUGAUGGGCGAGUCCGUGGGAGAAGCGCGCUCUCUGAGCGACGAGCAGAUCAUCAACCGAUGGAGCUUCGACUACUACGUGUUCAAGGCCCUGAGCGCCUUCAGAGACGCGGACUACACGGCCUUCACACACUUCACCAGCAUCGUCGAGAGUCUGGUGGUCAGACCCGUCGACGGACACAGCGACAUGAUCGUGAAGCUGCGCUGCAUGCAGUUCCUGUCCCGGAUCAACAACGGCGACAAGCUCGAUCUGACGUUUGAGGAGCCCAAGACCCCUCUGGAGUCAGCUCUGAGUGUGCUGGAGGACAUCUGCAGGGACAUGAGCGUCCCCCCGCGAGAGAAGGAGCGUGUCCAGCAGGCCAUCAUCGAGACGCUGAUGGUGGUGUGUCUGCGCAGCGGGGAGUUCACUAGGGCCGAGGAGGUGCUGCUGACACACUUCAGCGACGCUGCAGACUCGGCCGGGAAGAGGAAGCUGUUUGAGAGCCUGGUCCGGCGUCGGCGCUCCUCUCACUCAGUGCUGCAGCUCAGCUCUUACUCUGACUUCAAGCAGGACAUGCUGGACUUCAUCGAGCGACUGUACCGCGUCCCGGAGCCCUUCCUCCUGCAGAUGCUGAGGCGCUCGGGACACCCCGGCGUCAGCUCUGAGCCCGUCACCUCGUCCUCACAGGAGCGACAGAAGGAUCAUGGCGGAGCGGUGCGUCUGAGUCUGCGCGGUCUGCGUCAGGUGUACGGCGUGCUGAGCGAGCGCUACGGGGUCAGCGUGUCCUUCUCUCAGCUGCAGCAGGAGCUGGAGCACCAGGACGAGCAGGAGCAGAGCCCCGAGCUACACCUGGCCCUGUCCGAGACGCCCCGGGACCCAGAGAGCCAGCCGCCCUACGCCGGGAUGACCAUCUCACGCCUGGUGCAGGAGGACGACAGCCAGCUGAGCGACCAGGGGCAGGACACACGCUCGCCUCACAGGAUCCUCGUCACCAGCGGCCCAGAGUCAGACGAGCCUGAGCUCCAGACGCCCGUCACACGCAGCCACAGCAGGUCCAGCAGCACGUCUCCUCACGACCGCUCUCCUGCUCGUCACACACAGAAACACAUCAGGAUGGUCCUGUCCAGUGAUGUGGAGCUGGAGGACCACGCCGCGUCUCCUCCGUCCAGAUGCUCCUCCAGACAGCAGCAGAAGAAGAAGAAGAAGAGUGAUCACAGUGAGUCUGAGUGUGUGCUGAUGGAGGAGGAGGACGGAGGCUCAGCUCAGGUCUCUUCUCCCGCUCGUCCCAGCAGCAGCAGCAGCUCUCCAGCCGUCAGACGCUCGGCCAGAGACACACCGAGGCAGAGCAGGAUGGUUCUGUCCAGUGAUGUGGAGCUGGAGGACCACGCUGUCUCUCCUCCGUCCAGACGCUCCUCCAGAAAGCAGCAGAAGAAGAGUGAUCACAGUGAAUCGGCUCUGGUCUCCUCUCCUGCUCGUCCCAGACGCUCAGACAGAGACACACAGAACCAGAGCCAGAGCAGUGAGUCUGAGUGUGUGGUGGAGCUGGAGGUGAAGGAUGGAGGUUCAUGCAUCCAGCACUCGACUCCCGCUCGUCCCAGCAGCACAGACACACAGAGGCACAGGAACAGGAGCGUGACUGUGUCCAGCGAGUCUGAGGAGCACAGUGAGUCUCCUGCAGUGAAGACGUCACGCCGCAGCUCUCCAUCCCCUGGAGGAGCUCACAAGAGGAGGAGGGCCAGAUGGCAGGACGUGUCCGGGACGCACGAGAACUGGAGCGACGAGGAGUCACUGUUCAGCAGCACUUCAGGUCGCUCCAGUAAGAAGAGCAGCAGGAAGAUGUGGACGGUGCAGGAGUCAGAGUGGCUGAAGGAGGGAGUGCGGCGCUUCGGCGCGGGACACUGGGAGAAGAUCCGCUCCUCCUUCCCCUUCACCGAACGCACCGCGGUCAACCUGAAGGACCGCUGGAGGACCAUGCUCAAGCUCAGGCUGGUGUGACCACACCUCUUUUAUCAUGUUUUAUACUCCACUUCCUGUUUUAAAACCACAUGUUCAGCUUGUUCCCUAUUAAACGUUUGUUCUGUUCGUGCA